AUGCCAGCAAUAAAGGGAACCGCCUCCGUGAGUGAUUCGCGUGCCUUGAGUAAGGCUCUCAAGUCGAUCAAUUUUCCGGCAAAUUUCUCUUCUCCCGUCGACAUUUCCAAAGUCAAUCGUGCUGUACUCGCACAGUGGAUUGAAACUCGCGUCACCGAAAUUCUGGGAUUCGAGGAUGAAAUUGUUUACAGUACUAUUGUAAACGUGUUUUUGCCCACGGUCGCAUCCGACAGUAGUGCCGCGCAGCCCGAGGUUGACCCCCGAAGGGCGCAGGUGGACGUGGCGGGCUUUCUUGGAGAUGAAGAAGCAUCUAUGUUUGUGCGUGAUUUAUGGAGUAUGAUGUUAGAUGCACAGGAUUCUGGUGUCGGUAUUCCGCGCAAGCUUUUGGAAGAAAAGAAAAAAGAGCUUGCGGCUCAAGCCGCUCAGAAAGCCGCAUCGUUGUCAAAAUCAGGAUCGUCAGCACCGCUUGAAAAAAACUUACCACUCCCUUUACCUCCCGAAAAUCGGAGGGCUGAUAAUCAGAGGACCAUCGGGAACACUGGCCGAAUGGAAACUCCCGUGAAGAAUCUGCUCGCCAUCGCCAUCGUCUCCAUGACGAUGACUGGAGAACGCAAAACUAUCCUACCGGAAGUUUCCACGAUGAACGUCGCGAACGAAACCCCUACGGCGAGUAUAGAUAUGAUGACGAGGGCUCACUCCAUCGAGGUUCCUCGCGAUCAAGGGGGCGGCGGAGCGCCCACGAAACAGCGGCAUCGAGGAGAACACAGGAGUACAGCAAUCGCCGUGAAGUUGAACGGAGGAAUAGGCAAGAUAGGGAGGGGACGCGGAACCAACGGUAUCAAGAACGUCGCCGCAGUAGAAGUCGUAGCCGCGACCAAUAUGGCCGUCGCCCGCGACGGCGCCGCAAUUCCCGUUCCUCGUCUAGCAGCGAUAGCCGUUCAUCAUAACGCAUUGAUUUACAUUUCUAGAAUUGACAAUUGGAAAAGGAUCUUUACGCCAUGCUGUCUUUGUUCCGCCCAGGAAGGAGCAAAGCUCUCUAGACGGUCAACGAUUCCUGCCGAUUGCCGUUUACCUUAG
Molecule: messenger RNA, 1077 nt
Organism: Phaeodactylum tricornutum CCAP 1055/1
Lineage: Eukaryota; Bacillariophyta; Bacillariophyceae; Surirellales; Neidiaceae
Exons: 2
Coding region: 1-1077 (358 amino acids)
Biological process (GO): mRNA processing; regulation of mRNA splicing, via spliceosome
Cellular component (GO): spliceosomal complex
Molecular function (GO): RNA binding
Source: RefSeq, a predicted model, not a curated record